GCUUGUCACCAUAUCUUUAACCGAUCAGUUGCAGGUAUUCAUUGUCGAAGUCUUAUGUUUGAGGAGCCAAUUGGAGGAUAUGCUCUUCAACAGCACGUUUUCAAACAAAUAUAUUUGUUCAUGGGAAUUGAGCCCUAUAGCGACUGCAAAAAUAGGUGCCUCAUGGAAAAUACCUGUGUGUCCGUCAACAUUGGCCCACCCAGCAAGAAUGGACUCAGGGUCUGUCAACUGAGUGAUUCUGAUCACACUCAACAUCCUGCUGACCUUAAACUCCAAGAAGGAUACCAGUAUUGGGCUACAAAGGUGUGGAUAUUUGGAUAGAACACAAUACGAUAGAUUCAUUUUCUAAUUUUCCCUGGUAUGGUUAUACUGAGUUUUUAUUAAUAUAAAUCAUACUAAAGAUAAAUUUAUCCCUGCAGAAUCCAUGUUCAAGCAGCCCUUGUCUUCCUAAUGCAACCUGUCUAAAUGGGUUUACAGAUAAGAGAUACAUUUGCUUGUGUCAAGUUGGUUCCAAGGGAAAACAAUGUGGAGAAAAAGGUGACCAGAAGCUGAGAAUUUCUAAAAAUAAAUGUCAGGUUUACCUUCGUGCUUGUGUGUUAUCUCCUUCUGUGAAUCUUUUACUUUGA
This is a messenger RNA of Pocillopora meandrina, 626 nucleotides long. Lineage: Eukaryota; Metazoa; Cnidaria; Anthozoa; Scleractinia; Pocilloporidae. The record is from the annotation of a GenBank genome assembly.